This is a messenger RNA of Synchiropus splendidus (mandarinfish), 3990 nucleotides long. It is a transcript of the gene taok3a, whose product is annotated as TAO kinase 3a. Bases 567 to 3248 code for a protein of 893 amino acids. Gene Ontology annotation, molecular function: ATP binding; protein kinase activity. Lineage: Eukaryota; Metazoa; Chordata; Actinopteri; Syngnathiformes; Callionymidae. Gene Ontology annotation, biological process: execution phase of apoptosis; protein phosphorylation. The transcript has 21 exons. The record is from RefSeq and is a predicted model, not a curated record.
AUAAAAAGUACACGCGAGCGAGUGUUGUGGAUCACACGGCGUCUUCCGGGUUCGAACGGACCAGCACGGUUGGCUUUGGGUCCCGAACAGCCCGGGUCAGCUGCGCACCUUCGGCUGCCGCAGCUACGGCUGCUAACCGCGGCACCUGCGGUCCCUGCUUUGAUGUUUGGGGACGUGGGUAACGGAGUAACCGCGUGGACCUCGUGCCUCGGGGGGAGCGUGGUGUGGACGUGACAGCGUGGAUGUGAAACUUGUAGGAUUUCUACGAUGUGGGUCCGUUUUAAGAAGCAGCACCGUGGUGCGUUCACUUCCCUCGGAGUCCACGCGUGACGCACUGGUUUGGAAGGACUUGCUCCAGAAGGUCUGAACCAUGAGAAGACACUGGCACAAGUCAGCGGUGGAUGUGAACUGAAUACUGACGAGCCAAGGUCGCACACCCGUCUGAGAUACGUUCUUCCACAUUCCCCACAGGUCUCUAUGCCGGGCCUCUCGCAGACUCCUCUCGGCCGCUGCAGCAGUAGUUCAUAUGUGAGCCUGGUUCCCGGCGCCUAGCCAGCGUCCAGCUCAUGAUGCCGUCAUCCACUCGGAAAGGCGUGCCCAAGGACCCCGAGCUGGCCGACCUGUUCUUCAAAGAUGACCCCGAGGAUGUCUUCUGCGAUCUUCAUGAGAUCGGACAUGGCAGCUUUGGGGCCGUCUACUUCGCUCGGAACUCCUACUCCAAUGAGGUGGUGGCCAUCAAGAAGAUGUCCUACAACGGCAAGCAGACCACCGAAAAGUGGCAGGACAUCAUUAAGGAGGUCAAGUUUCUGGGGCAGCUGCGCCACCCCAACACCAUCGAGUACAAAGGAUGCUACCUGAAAGACAACACUGCCUGGUUGGUGAUGGAGUACUGCCUGGGCUCUGCAUCAGACCUACUAGAAGUUCAUAAGAAACCACUGCAAGAGGUGGAAAUUGCUGCCAUUACCCAUGGUGCCUUGCUCGGUCUGGCGUAUCUGCAUUCCCACAACAUGAUCCACAGAGAUGUCAAAGCUGGUAACAUCCUGCUGACCGAGCUGGGCCAGGUCAAACUGGCCGACUUUGGCUCCGCCUCCAUCGCUUCACCCGCCAACUCCUUCGUGGGAACACCAUACUGGAUGGCCCCUGAGGUCAUCUUAGCCAUGGACGAGGGUCAGUACGAGGGGAAGGUGGACAUCUGGUCCCUGGGGAUCACCUGUAUAGAGCUGGCUGAGCGUAAACCCCCCCUCUUCAACAUGAACGCCAUGAGUGCCUUAUAUCACAUCGCACAGAACGACUCGCCCACGCUGCAGUCCAUCGAGUGGUCCGACCCCUUCCGGAGCUUCGUGGACUACUGCUUACUGAAAAUCCCUCAGGACAGACCCUCGUCAGGGGAGCUGCUAAGACAUGACUUUGUACGCCGCGAACGCUCGCCCAGGAUCCUCAUUGACCUCAUCCAGAGGACCAAGGACGCGGUGCGCGAGCUGGACAACCUGCAGUACCGCAAAAUGAAGAAGAUCCUUUACCAGGAGAAACACAAUGGACCAAUGGGAGAGAGCCAGGAGGAGGAGGAGGACAGCGAGGCGGCCUGCAAGAUGAACAGUCUGGGCAGCAACCACUCCAUCCCCAGCACCUCGGUCAGCACGGGCAGCCAGAGCAGCAGCGUCACUAGCAUGCAGGAGGUCCUGGACGACAGCUGCUCCGACAUGACCAUGAUGCACCCGCAGGAGUACGGCUGCACCCUGGACUCGUCCCCCCACGGCAAGCAGGACCAUCAGUACAACUGGGACGACGGGAUUCACCGGGACCACCGCUACGCUCCGUCUGACAAGAGCAGCUACUACAAGAACCAGGGCCGCUUCGCCACCAUCAAGUCGGCGUCACUGGUGACCAAGCAGAUCCACGAACAUGAACAGGAGAGUGAGCUGCGGGAGCAGAUGUCGGGCUACAAGCGCAUGCGGCGGCAGCACCAGAAGCAGCUGAUCGCGCUGGAGAACAAGCUGAAGGCCGAGAUGGACGAGCACCGGCUGAAGCUGCAGAAGGAGGUGGAGACGCAGGCCAACAAUGCCUACAUCGAGUUGGAGAAGCUCGCCAAGCGCCACGUGGUCCAGACGGAGAAGGAGAUGAAGACCACGCUGACGGACGAGAAGAAGUUCCAGCAGCAGAUCGUGGCGCAGCAGAAGAAGGAGCUGACCACCUUCCUGGACAACCAGAAGAAGCAGUACAAGCUGUGCAAGGAGAAGAUCAAAGAGGAGAUGAACGAGGACCACAGCACGCCAAAGAAAGAGAAGCAGGAGCGACUGUCCAAGCACAAGGAGAACAUGCAGCACUCGCAGGCCGAGGAGGAGGCGCAACUCCUGUCCCAGCAGAGGAUCUACUACGACCGCAACUGCAGAGCCUUCAAGCGCAAAGCGAUGAUCAAGAGACACGAGCUGGAGCAGGAGCAGAUCCGAGAGGAGCUGACCAAGAAGAAGACCCAGAAGGAGAUGGAGCACGCCAUGUUGAUCCGCCACGACGAGUCCACGCAGGAGCUGGAGCAACGGCAGCUGAAGAGCCUGCAGAAACUGCGGAUAGACCUGAUCCGCCUGCAGCACCAGACGGAGCUGGAGAACCAGAUCGAGUACAACAACCGCCGCGAGCGGGAGCUGCAUCGCAAGCACGUGCUGGAGCUCCGGCAGCAGCCCAAGAACCUUAAAGCUCUGGAGCUGCAGAUCAAGAAGCAGUUCCAGGACACAUGUAAGGUCCAGACCAAACAGUACAAGGCUCUUCGCCACCACCAGAUGGAGGUCACUCCCAAGUCUGAGCACAAGGUGGUGCUGAAAGCCCUGAAGGAGGAGCAGACGCGGAAGCUGGCCAUCCUGGCCGAGCAGUACGAGCAGAGCAUCAACGAGAUGAUGGCCUCGCAAGCGCUGCGUCUGGACGAGGCCCAGGAAGCCGAGUGCCAGGCCCUGAGGCAGCAGCUGCAGCAGGAGAUGGAGCUGCUCAACGCCUACCAGAGCAAGAUCAAGAUGCAGACAGAGGCCCAGCACGAACGCGAGCAGCAGAAGCUGGAGCAGAAAGUGUCCCUGCGCCGGGCCCACCUGGAACAGAAGAUCGAAGAGGAGCUGCAGGCGUUCCAGAAGGAGCGAGGCGACCGAGUCAAACACCUGAUGGAGCGGAAGGAGCGGGAGUUGGACUCCUUCGACAUGGAGAGUCUGCGACUGGGCUUCGGGAACUUGGGCGUGCUGGACUUCCCCAAAGACGACUACAGAUGAGAGCUCACCGUCCCCCGGCUGCUGCGCCCUCCUCCGACCGUCGUCUCGUUUGUUCUGUGAGGUCACCUGACCAGGCGGCGCCAGGCAUUAACCGGGGCGGAACCCCAACACUCUCCGUACGCAAUCUGUGUCAUUAGUGUUUUCGUGCAAGUCGGAGGAAGCGUGGAGUCGGAGAGUGGGACUCGCUAGUUUCUUUACUUUCUUACACCACAGACUGGUAUUUCUUCACCAGGAACCUUUUUACCACGUUGUUUGAUACUUUACAGAAAUCACAGUGUAAAUAAACCCACGGAAGAGUCUCGAUUCCCCAACCUUCCGGCCCCUCGUCGCAUGACUCCUGCAGCAAAUGUGAAUCACACGGCGAGUCCAACAGAGCUGGCGAGAGCGAGCACAAAGGGCUUCUUCAGUGGGACGUGUUUGUGUACAGGCCAGAGAUGGGAGCUAUUUUCAUAUCUGAAAUCCAGUGAAGGAUGACUCUGCCUUUCUCCUCAGAUUCCAUAGGUCUUUUAUCACAAAUCCAGAGCUGUGUCUCCUCCAGGUGGCGCCCUCGUGUUCAUGGUUGCAUGCACUUUAAUUUGAAGAAGGCACGAGUCUGUCAGAGCUUUUAAUUAUAUUUGUAAAUAAAGUGCUCGUCACAAACCGUUUUGGAUUUGAUGCCAUGUUUCAAUUUAGAUACUUGGAGGGGAGGGGCUUCGAUUAAACAGAAUCACAGAGUACUUUUUCAUCCAGUCCAGUAUUUAUU